AAUUAGGUUGUCAAUUCAGAUUCACCAUCUCAAAAUUACGCUUUAGUUUCAAUUGGUUGAGCUAAACAUAGCCAAAAGCUUAAGAAUUUAGUCCUUCCAUGAAGAAAUCGUUUUCAAAUCAAGAUCGAUAGCACAACAGAUUCCAUCAGAGCCUCUGAAAUCCGUAUAAAAUUGCUACCGAAAAUAUGGGAUCGAAAACCUAUCGGGUUUGCGAAAAAAUCUGGGUUGGUUUUAUUGGGUGUCGUCCUACCCAGUUUGUAGGGAGGGACUUUCUUGCUGCAAAAUUGGUGGCUUCAACAAUUUCACAGUUCCUGUCAUUCCCCAGAGACAGAUUGCCAUAAAACUGCCUUGUUUAAACCCACCGUCUACCUGGAGGUCCCCAGCCAUUACUGUGCCGUCGGCGAUGGUGAAGACCGCGACUGGAUGCCGAUGGUCUUGCCCCUCUGAAAGUUCGAUUCGUAGCCUCUCGAAACAGGGUCGCUGCUUGCUGCUGGGUCGCCGCUCGAGACUGGGUCUCCGGUCGAAGCUGGGCCGCCUCAUGGAGUCCGGACACUGCUUGCUUUUGAGCGGCCGAAGUACCACCAUCCCCGUUGCUAAACCUCUGACCCCGUCGCAGGGGAGCUGGUUGCCAUCCGUACACAGUGGCUGCGGAGUUCCCUUCCCACGAAAGCUUGUGCGGCUGGUGAAGAACUCCUGGGAUUUGGACUAUUACAGAUCCGAAUUUAAUGGUUGAGAAAGGAAUCUGACUCCCUCCAUCUGUAGUGUUCGCUGUCGUCGCGCCUGGCAGCUUGUAGGCUCAUGCAGGUGUCAAAUGAUUUUCUGAACGUCCUUCACAUAACCAAGAGCAAGAAGAGGAGCAUUACUAUUCUGAAUGAUGUAAGUGGAAUAAUUAAACCAUGUAGAAUGACACUAUUAUUGGGACCUCCUGGUUCUGGGAAGACAACGCUUUUGCUGGCGUUGGCUGGAAAGCUUGAUAAAGAUUUAAAGGUUGGAGGAAGAGUGACAUAUAACGGGCAUGGCCUUGAGGAAUUCGUGCCCCAAAGAACAGCUGCUUAUAUUGGUCAACAUGAUGUGCACAUUGGUGAAAUGACUGUCAGGGAAACCUUGGAAUUCUCAGCUAGAUGUCAGGGUGUCGGGUCUCGUUAUGAAAUGUUGGUCGAGCUGUCAAGAAGAGAGAAGGCCGAAAAUAUUAAGCCCGAUUCAGAUAUAGAUGUAUAUAUGAAGGCUGCAGCUACGGAAGGACAAGAAGCAAAUAUGGUCACCGAUUAUGUUCUAAAGGUUUUGGGAUUAGAAGUAUGUGCUGACACAAUGGUUGGCGACCAGAUGGUACGAGGUAUUUCCGGUGGCCAGAAAAAGCGUGUCACCACUGGUGAAAUGAUUGUUGGACCCGCAAAAGCUCUCUUCAUGGACGAAAUCUCGACGGGGCUGGACAGUUCCACCACCUACUCUAUCAUCAACUCGUUGCGGCAAUUUGUCCACAUUCUCAAGGGUACUGCCGUCAUUUCACUGCUCCAACCGGCACCUGAGACCUACAAUCUCUUCGAUGACAUCAUUCUAUUGUCGGAUGGGUACGUCGUUUACAAUGGGCCACGCGAAGACAUCCUUGAUUUCUUCGAAUCCAUGGGUUUCAAAUGCCCUCAGAGAAAAGGCGUAGCUGAUUUCUUGCAAGAAGUGACAUCAAAGAAAGAUCAACAACAAUAUUGGAUUCACAGAAACGAACCUUAUAGGUUUGUGAAGGUUAAGGAAUUUGCGGAGGCGUACCAAUCCUUCCAUGUUGGGAGGAGGAUGGCGGAUGAGCUUUCAGUUCCAUUCGAUAAAACCAAAAGCCACCCCGCUGCCUUAACAAAAGGGAACUAUGGUAUAGGGAAGAGGCAGCUCUUGAAAGUUUGCACCAAUAGAGAGUAUUUACUAAUGCAAAGAAACUCAUUUGCUUACAUCUUCAAGUUCGUUCAGCUUUUGAUAAUAUGUUUUGUUACCAUGACCCUAUUUCUCCGAACUGAAAUGAAGAAAGAUAAUGAAACCGAUGGUGGGAUUUUUGUGGGUGCGUUGUUUUUCGGGGUGUUUGUAGUUAUGUUCAACGGUAUGUCUGAGCUUCCAAUGACCAUUUAUAAGCUUCCGGUGUUCUACAAGCAAAGGGACCUCCAAUUCUUUCCCCCUUGGGCUUAUUCUAUUCCUUCUUGGAUCCUCAAGGUCCCUAUUACAAUCGUUGAAGUCAGCCUAUGGGUGUUUGUUUCUUACUAUGUCAUAGGCUUUGAUCCAAAUGUUGGGAGGUUGUUCAAACAGUUCUUGAUAUUGAUAAUGGUGAACCAAAUGGCUUCUUCAUUCUUCCGAUUGAUUGCAGCUAUGGGUAGGACUAUGGGAGUUGCAAACACAUUUGGAUCCUUUGCUUUACUGUUGUUGUUUACAUUUGGCGGUUUUGUGCUCUCUCGAGAUGAUGUGAAGAGCUGGUGGAUUUGGGGAUACUGGUCUUCACCAUUGAUGUAUGCCAUUAAUGGAGUUCUUGUUAAUGAAUUUAAAGGAAAGAGCUGGAGACAUAAUUCCCCAAAUGGUACCGAACCACUUGGAGAUGCAAUUAUGAAAUCAAGAGGAUUCUUCCCAGAAGCUAAAUGGUAUUGGAUUGGCGUGGUGGCACUUUUUGGGUUCAUAGUGCUGUUCAACAUCUUGUACACACUAGCUCUCCAAUAUUUAAAUCCAUUCGGCAAGCCCCAAGCUCACAUAUUAGAUGAUGUUGCCAAUGAAUCUGCUUCAACCCAAAAUAUCAAUCAACAAAAAUACCAAAUCGGGGAGAACGAAACCUCGAAGACAAGAAUGGUUCUUCCAUUUGAACCUCACUCCCUUACAUUUGACAAUGUUGCCUACUCUGUCGACAUGCCACAGGAAAUGAAAGAUCAAGGUGCCACUGAGGAUAGAUUAGUUCUUUUAAAUGGUGUAAGCGGAGCCUUUAGGCCUGGUGUUCUCACUGCUUUGAUGGGAGUGAGUGGGGCAGGGAAAACAACUCUUCUGGAUGUUUUGGCCGGAAGAAAAACUGGCGGAUACAUCGAUGGGGACAUCAAAGUUUCUGGAUAUCCUAAAAAACAAGAAACUUUUGCACGAAUAUCAGGAUAUUGUGAACAGAAUGACAUCCAUUCUCCCUUUGUUACUGUUCACGAGUCCUUAGUUUACUCAGCUUGGCUACGUUUGCCUAAUGAUGUGGAUGCUAGUACUAGAAAGAUGUUUAUUAAUGAAGUAAUGGAGCUAGUUGAGCUGAAUGAAUUGAGAUCCGCUCUUGUUGGGUUACCCGGAGUUAAUGGUCUCUCAACUGAGCAACGUAAAAGGCUAACGAUUGCAGUUGAGUUAGUGGCAAACCCAUCAAUAAUAUUCAUGGAUGAGCCAACAUCAGGACUUGAUGCUAGAGCCGCUGCGAUUGUCAUGAGAACGGUGAGGAAUACUGUUGACACUGGUAGAACUGUAGUUUGCACCAUUCAUCAACCCAGUAUUGACAUUUUUGAAGCUUUUGAUGAGCUCUUCCUAUUGAAGAGAGGAGGACAAGAGAUUUAUGUUGGACCAUUGGGGAGUAAUUCAAGCCAUUUGAUCAAUUUCUUUGAGUCGAUUGAAGGAGUUGAAAAAGUCAAGGACGGAUACAACCCAGCAACAUGGAUGUUGGAAGUGACAACUUCUGCUCAAGAGAUGUCAUUAGGCAUUGACUUUUCGGACAUCUAUAAGAACUCGGAUCACUACAGAAGGAAUAAAGCUUUAAUAAGUGAAUUAAGCGUACCCCACCCUGGUUCUAAGGACUUGUGUUUCUCCACUCAAUACUCUCAGGGUUUUUGGAGCCAAUGUAUGGCAUGUCUGUGGAAGCAACAUUGUUCUUAUUGGCGUAACACAUCUUACACUGCCGUUAGAUUACUUUUCACAACUAUCAUAGCAUUGGCUUUUGGGACAAUUUUUUGGGACCUUGGUACAAAAACUAGCAAGAGGCAAGAUUUGUUUAAUGCUAUGGGAUCCAUGUAUACUGCUGUUCUUUUUCUUGGAGUGCAAAACUCUUCAGCAGCACAACCCGUGGUCGCUGUUGAACGUACAGUGUUCUACAGAGAGAGGGCAGCUGGAAUGUAUUCUGCAUUACCAUACACUUUUGGACAAGUUUUUAUUGAAAUUCCUUACGUACUCUUACAAUCUGUAGUUUAUGGUGUCCUUAUUUAUGCGAUAAUUGGAUUUGAAUGGAUGGCAUCUAAGUUUUUCUGGUACAUUUUUAUAAUGUUCUUCACAUUGUUAUACUUCACUUUAUAUGGAAUGAUGUGUGUGGCUGUUACUCCCAACGAAAGCACUGCAUCUAUCGUUGCUGUUUUCUUCUACGGGGCAUGGAAUCUAUUUUCUGGUUUCAUCAUUCCACGACCUAGCAUGCCUGUAUGGUGGAGGUGGUACUCUUGGGCAUGCCCCAUGGCAUGGACUUUGUACGGCUUGGUGGCGUCACAAUUUGGAGAUAUUGAUGAUAAAAUGAGUGAUUCUAAUCAAACAGUGAAGCAAUUCUUGGAUGAUUACUUUGGAUUUAAACAUGAUUUUCUUGGAGUGGUUGCUUGUGCUAUUGUGGCAUUCCCCGUUAUUUUUGGCUUCAUUUUUGCAUAUUCAAUUAAGUCAUUCAACUUUCAGAGCAGAUAAGUUACGAUUAUUAUGUAAUUAAGAUGGUGUACAUGAUGAUUAUGUGGAUAAGUUAAUAAAUUUUUAUUUUUAAUUAGUUCUGAUUGUAUGAUCGUAAAAC
Messenger RNA from Cuscuta europaea, 4735 nucleotides. NCBI's taxonomy places the organism in Eukaryota, Viridiplantae, Streptophyta, Magnoliopsida, Solanales, Convolvulaceae. The record is from the annotation of a GenBank genome assembly.